This is a messenger RNA of Cyclopterus lumpus (lumpfish), 2160 nucleotides long. It is a transcript of the gene ccdc157, whose product is annotated as coiled-coil domain containing 157. The record is from RefSeq and is a predicted model, not a curated record. NCBI's taxonomy places the organism in Eukaryota, Metazoa, Chordata, Actinopteri, Perciformes, Cyclopteridae.
AUGAGUCAGCUGUUGGGUCGUCAGGACUGCAUCGAAAGCCUCCGAAAAGACGUCGUCGACCUUCAAGGUGCGAUUCUGGACGUCUUUUCUCGAACUGGACCGGUCCGCUUUUCCUCAUGGAAGUUCCCCGAUAAACUUUCAUGUAAUCUGGACAUGGUGACUCUCCUAGAUCAAUAUGACUUUGUGGAGAGGGAGGAUGCAUUCAAUCAACACUCCCACAUUGUGUUAUUGGAGCUGGUGAUUGACAGACUACUGCUUCUUCUACAAAGCUUCAAUGCAUAUGUUGAGCAAAUUAGUUGCAGCCACAGGAGGCAACAAACCCAGCAGACAGGAUGCAUGUCAGUUGGUCUUGUUGUCAGAAACUAUUGGAGUAAUUUAGUUCAAUUUUCCAACCUAAAGGGGACAUACAAAGACAUCAAGAAACAAACUAAAGCAAAGCUAUUUGACUCUGAUGGGACAGUGACAGUGUCGUCAGUCUCACCCCAAAUGAGCACAAGCAAGCAUUGCUUACCUGCCUUGUCUUCAACAAGCUCCUCUAUGUUUUUGCCACAUAAUCUUGGACCUUCCAGUGCUACCCACAACACCCCAUGCUAUCCUAAAGUAUACAGCCACAAUGUAAGCUGCCAGACUGUUGAAUCAUCCCUUGUUCCCUGCAGUGCAUGCCACCGAGUGCAAUCUACUUUGAUAAAAACAGGACAUGCUUUGUUGGAACUGCUUCAGAGUGAGAGCCUGCCCUCAUCUCUGCAGCCACUCUUAGUAGCUGUGGAAGACACCCUGGAGCUGGGACAUAUGACAGCAGGGGAUGUGGCCCAGUGGGCCAAUGAGCAGCGAAGAGACAUGCGCCGGCUGGAAAAACAUCUUGUUGAUGUGCGGGGUACCGUGCAGCCUCUUAAAGAUAGACUAGCAGAAGCAGAAGCUGAGCGGGAGAGAUUCAGGUCUCAGCUGGAAAGUGAACAGAAAGAGUUCAAGCAAGAGAUGGAAAAACACCAAGCGAACACAGUACAGCUGGAGUUUUCACUGAAGAAAGCACAGAGAUCCACUGAAAAAAUAGAGCAGAGGUUGCAAGAGGAGGAACAACAACUCAAGAGAGAAACACUGUGUUUGGAGGAGAGUAAUUCCAGACUGAAAGAGAAAGUAGCACUACAGCAUGAUGCAUUACAGGCACUUGAACAAGAAACGUGUGUGCUGCAGGAUAAAGUGAGGACCUUGCACAUAGAGGAAGAGGCCUGUUGCAAACUACAGCAAAGAAUCCAGCAGUUAGAGACUCAUAUUUCUGAAACUCAACUUCAUCUUGACAAAGAGAAUGCCAAGUACCACAGCGCUUGUCGUCAGCAAGAGUCAAUGCAGGCAAAGCAAAAGUCUUUGUUAGAGAGAGUUGAUUCUCUCGACAAAGAGUGUGAAGAGCUGCAGAGUCAGUUGGUGGAGAGGGAGGAGAGACAGAGUGACCUUCACAAUCAGCUGCAAGAGAUGACGAAGGAGAAGGAACAAAUGCAGGCUCCAUUUGCUCAGCAGCGGGAGCUGUGUUUGGAACUCCAAAAGGAGAAGCAGACCCUGGAAACAUACGUAUGCGAGCUAAAGACCAGUGUGGCUGAGCUAAAGGAGGAUGUACAAGCUUUAAGGGAGAGAGAGAGGCUGUUGGUGGCUUUCCCAGAGCUCAGCCCUCUGACUCAAGCCCAACCAAAGAGUACAGGAAAUGUGCUUUUGGAUAUGGAGCAACAAUUGCAGGCAAAUACCAUACGUACAAAAAUCCUGGAGCAAGAAAACACUACCCUGUACACCAGCAUUGUAAAACUGAGGCAAAGAGCACACGAUAAGGCCACGAGGGAAGCCUCGCCAUGGAGCCUCUCUCUGCCCAACACGUCUGUUGAAGAGCAACAAAAUCACCUGACACAAAUACAAAAGAGUCCGUUGGUGAGCAGCAGUGCAACAGGGCUGGCAUACGAUAACAGAGGGAGGGAAGCAAGACGAGGGGAAAGUGGUCUCGAUUCAGCUGGGUCAGAGGAUCGUGUGUCCGCCGCCUCGUCUCUGCAACUUCACCUCCAAACCCUCCACCUCGACAUGGAAGCCACGGCUGCUAAAAAACAUCCAAAAACACGCAACGGCCUCUUGUCUCUCACUCCAGAAGCUCAAAUCAGAAGAACAAAAUUAAACCCUGAAUGA